Cavia porcellus (domestic guinea pig) is the source of this 1637-nucleotide messenger RNA. It is a transcript of the gene S100a3, whose product is annotated as S100 calcium binding protein A3. Bases 1012 to 1317 code for a protein of 101 amino acids. Gene Ontology annotation, molecular function: calcium-dependent protein binding; transition metal ion binding; calcium ion binding. Lineage: Eukaryota; Metazoa; Chordata; Mammalia; Rodentia; Caviidae. The record is from RefSeq and is a predicted model, not a curated record. The transcript is spliced from 3 exons.
GUUGGCUAGAAUCAAAAUAAUCUUUUUCAAAGCAUCAAAGAUCUUUGUUAGGCAGGAAGGAAUGAGUCAGUGAAAAUCUAACUGAAAACAGAAUCAGGAGUAAGCAGGGCGCCAGGGCCCUCAUGCCCUGAGGAUGUUGGCCAAACCAAGCCAAACUUGGGCUUUGGCUUCAGUGAUUUGGGAAAGCUGCAGACCAGGCUCACUCAAGGCGGGAACACAAGUGGGAGUCACCCCUUAUUAUGCUGGGACCCCAAAGGGCUACAUGUUAAGCUGAAAGGCAGAGAGAACUCUACCCUAUCUCUCCAGGUCUUCAAGGAGAGUUAGAGUUGCUGAACUGAGCAGGAAAACAGCCCCUAGGGGACUCUAGCCACAAGCUAGCGCUAUCUGGAGCCUGUAGCCCAAGUUCAUUCAUGUCUCUUGGGGUGGAGGGGCAAGAAAACUCAAGGCCAAACCGCUGGAAACACCCCUAGGAGACACGUGGUAAUUUCAUCUGGGGAUGUAGUUCAUAGCCAAAAGCAACCAAUUCAAGUAGUCUAGGAGUCUGUGGCUGGUAGCAGAGCUAGGAUAGCCUCAGUCUUCUCAUGGGGGGGGGGUCUCAGCCAGGUGCUCUCCAAGGCACUCCCACAUGAGCUACAAUCUAAGUGAGGGUGCCUCUUCAGAUAGAAGAAAUGUGGCAGGGGCUGUGAUAUGAGCCAGGCCUGUCUCCUCCAGCCACGAUGGAAGGGUGGGGGCAGAAGGCUGUCCACAGUUCCCAGUCCUGGGGUGAGAGUACAGGGGGAACGAUGACUAGUGUGUGAAGCUCAGCCUGGAUCUUUGAUGUAUGCAUGGAUAGGUGGGCGGGGGACCUGUAAAAGGGGCUAGUGAGGAAAAGAUCCAGAGGAGCCCCUGGGGGCAGCCUCAGUGUUGACCUACUUGGAUGCCCAUAAUUGCCCCUUUCAUUCCUAGGAAGGCUACAAAUAGGGACACCAGUCUGUAAGCUCCCACAGCUGCAAGGACAACACCAGUGUGAGGAUGGCUGCGAACCUGGAGCAGGCAUUGUCGACAGUUUUGGUCGUCUUCCAGAAAUAUAGCUCACACAGUGGAGACAAGCACAAGCUCUGUCAGGCAGAGCUCAAGGAGUUGCUGCAGAAGGAGCUGCCCACAUGGACCCCGACAGAAUUUCGAGAGUGUGACUACGAGAAACUCAUGAGUGCUCUGGACAGCAACAAGGACUGUGAGGUGGACUUUGAGGAGUACGUGCACUCAUUGGCCCGCAUCUGUCUCUUCUGCCAUGACUACUUCAAGGACUGUGCUCCAGACCCUCCCUGCCCUCAGUAGUCUUUGCCCCAGAAGGGUGCUGGCCUGCUGCAGGCUGCUCCAUGUCUGGUCCUGAGGGGAUCCUGGCCUCAGCUACCUUCUCUCCUGCAUCUCUUUCAAUAUGGAACCCUCUGAGUUGGCCCCUCUUGUGCCAACUCAUUUUACCCAUGAGAUCUAGUUGCCCAGCUGGUGAGGGGCAGAGCAGCUCCUGACUCCACUUCCUUUCUGGGGUGGGGGUGAGAGGAGGUCGGGUUCUGCUGUGAAUGCCCAGGAGGUCCAGCAGGUGUAUAUGUGUAAAUGAGACCAUGGUGGAAGUGUAACUAAUAAAGACAUGGCAGCAA